GGCUCUAUUGAUUUACGCCUCUCACCAUCUCUUUUUUUAUUUCUCUCUUCAAAAUCAAAAUUCAGCCUCUGAAACACAUACCUACCUCUCGCUAUCUCUGUUCCACCUCAAACCCUAGUAUGUCCUUCUCCAUUUUUUCCCUCUUUAUCUUCCUUAGGAACCCAUAAAUUUCUCUCCAUAUUGAUCAAACCUCUGAUCUAUGUAACAUUUGGAAUCUUGUAAAUCACAUGCCAAUCUCUGUUUCGUUACAAUUUAUUAAAAAAUAAGAUUAAAAAAAUCUUCUAUUACCUGAUUUUAUCACAGAAUCUACAAUCUCUUUAGAUUUUUUAAUCUAUAAAAUACUAAUCAAUUUUCUGUUAAUAUUAUUCUUUUUAUUUUUUUGAAACCCUCGUCAGAUUAGAAGAAAAUUCUUUGAUUUAUCUGAAAAACUGUGAAAAUUUUGUUGAAGGUCACAAAUUUUGAGAAAUUAUAGUCAGUGUCUGUUUCUGAGUUUUUGUUUCAUUUGGAGACCUGUGGCGAGAAAUGGUGGGAGGUGGAAACAGGAGGAACGAAGGUUCGUUGGUGAUUAAGAAUACCAAUGUGUUUGCAGCGCUUGAAACGCUAAGGAAGAAGAAGAAGUCUGAUAAGGAUCGUGGUUCUUCGAAGAGUAAAGGGUCUUCGGAAUCAAAAGCAAAAGACGCCGAGUCGCAGGUUUUCUGGGCCCCAACGCCGCUGCCGGUGAAAUCGUGGGCGGAUGUGGAUGAUGAGGAUGAUGAUGAUUAUUAUGCUACCACUGCUCCACCUCAGACUGUUUGGGGUGAGACGAAGGAGAAGCAGGCACCUGUAGAGGAAAGUGAAAGUGAAGAAGAUAUUCUUGAUGAAGGUGAUGAGGAGGUAGAGGAAGAGCAUGACCAAGUACAAGAGGAACCCAAACAACCCGAGCAUGUGGUGAAGAAGGCCCCCGAAGUUUCUUCAGCACCUAAGGAGACAGAAAAACCACUUUCUAAGAAGGAAAAGAAGAAAAAGGAGCUUGCAGAACUCGAAGCCCUUUUGGCCGAUUUUGGAGUUACCCCAAAAGUGGAUAAUGCCCAAGAUGAACCACACGAAGUGACAAAAGAGACUAAAAAUGGAGAGGCAAACGGAAAUGAAAAGAAGGAAAACGGUCCUAUAGAGUCCAAAAAUGCAAAGAAAAAGAAAAAGAAGGAUAAAUCUUCCAAGGAGGAGAAGGAACCACAAGAUCAGGCUAAUAGCUCAGAUAUCAUCAAUGGAUCAAAGGAAACUGCUAGGACUGAACAAGCAGAAGAUGAUAUGUCCGCUGUUGAUGUAAAAGAGCGGCUAAAGAAGAUAGCAUCUGCAAAGAAGAAGAAGUCCAAUAAAGAGUUGGAUGGUGCUGCCAAAGCUGCUGCCAUGGAGGCUACUGCCAGAAGUGCAAGACUCGCUGCUGCAAAAAAGAAAGAGAAGAAUCAUUACAAUCAACAACCAGUUCGGUAAGAUGCCACCCUUUUUGUUCGAUAUUCAUAUGAACAUGAUCACUGAUUGUUCAUUUAUAAACAGCGAGUUGUUGGGCACCGAUUCUGUGAUACACCUUUAGUAGUUUUGCAGUGAUAUUCAACCCAUUAAAAAAAACAAGGGGUCCUUUUUUAGCGUUAAGAUGUUAGUGUUGCUCAUUUAUCAUGUUACGGCUUUUUCAGAUAGUUUUGGUCUUUGAGAAUCCCUCUAUUGAUGGUAUUUGAACCUAAUCACUAAUUUGUAUUAUAGUAGUGCCAUUCUUACCAUGUA
Camellia sinensis is the source of this 1758-nucleotide messenger RNA. RefSeq lists its product as uncharacterized. The record is from RefSeq and is a predicted model, not a curated record. Lineage: Eukaryota; Viridiplantae; Streptophyta; Magnoliopsida; Ericales; Theaceae.